AAUCACAAUCCCAGAGGUCCGAAAUCUUAUUAACUAGCCAAGACACUACGCUGCCACGGAGUUGAUCCUGGCGAACUAGAAUCUGGACGAUACACGAAAUUCGUGCGCGCAGACUCGAGUUAUGUUCUACAACGUUGUUUGCUGGAAUGGAGAUACUUACACAGCAGCAAACAGCUCUCAAGGAGGAUGUGAAGAGUUACCAGCUAGCAAGGGAUCACAGCGAGCCCGGACCAGCGCACUAUGGCAAAAGCCUCAAGGCUUGCAAGACAUUGUCCGAAGGCCAGCGGAUCCAUUCGGCAAUCCUCCAGAGCAGGUUCAAGCACAACAUCUACUUGUCUAACCUUUUGAUCGAGAUGUAUAGCAAGUGUGGCAACCUCGAGGUUGCUCGCGAAGUUUUCCACAGCAUUCGCGAGCCCAACGUCUUCUCGUGGAAUAUACUCCUCGCUGCAUACGUCCGCCAUGGCCGCCUCGACGAGGCAAGAAGAGUUUUCGACAAGAUGCCGGAACGAGACUCCGUGUCGUGGAAUGCAAUGACGUCGGCUUAUGCCCAGAAGGGUCAUAUGCAAGCAGCCAGGAGUAUCUUCGAAAUGAUGCCGCGAAAGAGUAUCGUGUCUUGGAACGCGAUGAUCCAGGCUUAUAUCCAAAGAGGAGACCUGGAAGAAGCUAAAGUUCUGUUCGACAAGAUGACCGAGCGGGAUGCUGUUUCAUGGACUGUGAUGAUGCAAGCGUAUGCCCAGAGGGGUCAGCUGCUGGAAGCUCGAGAGUUCUUCGACAACAUGCCAAAGCCGGACGUGAUCUCAUGGACUGCUAUGGUCGUCGCUUAUGCUCAGGCUGGGCAUCUCAGGGAAGCGGAAGAGCUCUUUAGCAAAAUGCCGGACAGGGAUGUCGUGGCUUGGAAUGCCAUGCUAGCUGGGUUUGUGACGAACGGACACAUGAAGCAAGCAAGGGAAGUGUUCGAGAAGAUGGAGAAACGGAGCUUGGUGUCUUGGAACACGAUGAUUUCGGCGUAUGGACGGAGUGGAGACUUAGAGAACGCUGUGCUGCUGUUUGAGGAGAUGGUCGAGCGUGACGGGGUGACGUGGACUGCGAUGAUACAGGGGUAUGCCUUGAACGGGCAUCUCGACCAGGCACUCAAGCUCUUCCAGGAGAUGGACUUGGAAGGGGUGGUACCAGACGAGGCGACGUACUCUAUCACUUUUACGAGCAUUCUCACUGCUUGCAGUCACGCGGGAGAGGUUCCAAAGGGCUGUAAGUUCUUCGUGGAGUUCCAGGAAGACCGAUGCUUACAGCCGACGAUCGAUCAUUACCACGGCAUGAUAGACGUUUUCGGACGUGGAGGGAAGCUCCAAGAGGCGGAGGACUUGGUGGAAAGCAUGCCUUUCCCUGCGGAGGCUCUCUCGUGGACAACACUCUUGGCAGCGUGUAGACUCCACAACGAUGUCGAUCGCGCGGCACGGGCAGCGAAGAAAGUGGUGAAGCUGGAUCCGGAAGCAAGCUCGAGCUACGUCCAGCUCGCCAACAUGGGGAUCUUCCAGAAGUCGGAGAUAUCAGACUCGAUCUCUUCGGAGGCUCCAAAAGCUCACCACCAGGAAGCUACAGAUAAACUUAUCGGGGAUGGAGUUCUUCCUACUCGACGAGAAGAGGAAAGAAAAGAGGACGAAGGAUUGUUCUCUUCACAAGAACCAGCCAUUUCGAUCGAAGAAACCCAAGAGGACUCAUCAGGGGCGAUCAAGGACUUCGCCUCACGGAUACGAGCUUGUGGUGACUCCCGAGAUCUGACACUCGCGAAGGAAAUCCACGCCUCGGUGCUGGCGAGCCAGUUCUGGCAAAACAGAUACCUCGCCAACCUUCUCGUGGAGAUGUAUGGCAAAUGCGGCAACCUCGAGAGCGCGUCCAGCGUCUUCGCCACCAUCGACGUCCCAAAUCUCUUCUCGUGGAACAUCCUCUUCACGGCCUACGCUCGAAACGGCCGGCUCCAGCAAGCCAGGCGAGUCUUCGACGCCAUGCCCGAGCACGACCUCCCGUCCUACAACGCCAUGAUCGCCGCCUACGCGCAGAGCGGCAAUCUCCAGCAAGCCAAGCUCGUCUUCGACGCCACCCCGGAGCUCAACGCCUUCUCCUGGAACUCGAUGCUGGCGGCCUACGGCCAAGGUGGCGAUCUCAAAAACGCUCGAGAGAUCUUCUCCGCCAUGCAAGAACACGACGUCGUCUCCUGGACCGCGAUGAUCCAAGCGUGCGUCCUGUGCCACCGGCUGGACGAGGCCACCGAGCUCUUCCUGGCGAUGCCCGAGUAUAACACCGUGAGCUUCAACGCGAUGGUGUCGGCCUAUGGACAAUCCGGACAGGCCGAGGAGGCCAAGUCGGUGUUUGACACGAUGCCCGAGAGGGACGUGGUGUCCUGGACUGCAAUGCUCGAGGCCUACACACUCUCCGGACACGUAGAGGCCGCUGGAUCGAUCUUCGAGGCGAUGCCGUGCUGGGACGUACUGCCAUGGACGGCCAUGAUUGCGGCGUACGCGCACAGCGGCGAGCCACACAGGGCGAUGGUGACCUUCCGGAAGAUCCCGGAGUGGGACUUGAUCUCGUGGAAUGCGAUAGUCGCGGCUUUCACUCAGAACGGACUUCUUGCGCCAGCGAUGAAACUCUUCGGUGGCUUGCCGGAGCGAGACGUGGUGUCGUGGAACUCGGUGGUGCAAGGAUUCGCGCAGCACGGCCAGGGGAGAGUGGCGCUCGAGCUCUUCCACGAGAUGAUCUUAAACGCGGUGGCUCCGCAAACCAGGACGUGCCUGAGCGUGCUCCUGGCGUGCGGGCAUCUUGGGCUGCUCGAGAGGAGCCGGGAGUAUUUCCUGAGCAUGCAAGGCGACCAUGGAUUGGCUCCGGCGGUGGAGCACUAUCGAUCGAUGGUGGACGGACUUGGGCGAUCCGGGAAAGUUGCCGAGGCCGAGAGUUUGAUCCAGACGAUGCCGUUUCUUCCGGAUAGCGUUGCCUGGCUGACGCUGCUCAGCGCUUGUAGGACGCAUUCGUCCGGAGAGCGCGGGGCCAUUGCUGCGGAGAAGGCGUUUGAGAGCGACAAGAGGGCGGCGUCGCAGUAUGUGCUGCUGUCUAGCUUGCUCAACACAAGGCCAGCGGCCAAGGGAUAGAGAAACUUAUAGAAAUUCUUUUCUUUAUAAGUGGAUCUAUACACUAGCUCAA
Messenger RNA from Selaginella moellendorffii, 3192 nucleotides. Its product is annotated as pentatricopeptide repeat-containing protein At4g02750. The coding region runs from base 147 to 3140 and encodes 997 amino acids. Gene Ontology annotation, biological process: RNA modification. The transcript has 2 exons. Lineage: Eukaryota; Viridiplantae; Streptophyta; Lycopodiopsida; Selaginellales; Selaginellaceae. Gene Ontology annotation, molecular function: RNA binding; protein binding. The record is from RefSeq and is a predicted model, not a curated record.